Messenger RNA from Saprolegnia diclina VS20, 897 nucleotides. RefSeq lists its product as hypothetical. Gene Ontology annotation, molecular function: palmitoyltransferase activity. The coding region runs from base 5 to 859 and encodes 284 amino acids. The record is from RefSeq and is a predicted model, not a curated record. The transcript is spliced from 3 exons. Lineage: Eukaryota; Oomycota; Saprolegniomycetes; Saprolegniales; Saprolegniaceae.
GUCGAUGAAGGUCCUGGGUGGCGUGUUUUUAGCCAAAGCGUUUCAAAAAACCGAUUGCAUGGGCCCGUGGUCGCGGGUCGUGGCGGCCCUAGACGCGCUCGAGGCGGCCUUGGGCCCGCUCCUCGUCGCGACCGGUCUCUGCCUCUCGGCCUUUAUGCUCUACGCCUUCCUCUACGCGAUGCUCCCGCCUCUCUACGCGCUCCACGGCGCGUGCAUCGCGUUCGGCCACGGCGCGCUGGGGCUCUUUCUCUUUGCGCAAAUGCUUUGGAACCACGUGUCGUGCAUUCGCAGCAGCCCCGGCGAGAUGAGCUUGAUGCCCACGAUCUACGAAGAUGCGACUCUGUGCGACUACUGCAACGCGCCGCAGCCACCGCGCUGCACGCACUGCCACGCGUGCGAAGCGUGCAUUCUCGAGCUCGACCACCACUGCGUUUGGAUGAACAACUGCAUUGGCUACUACAACUACCGGUACUUUUGGCUCUACCUCCUCUACGGCUGGCUCAACUGCGCCCACGUCGCGUACCUUGCGGACGCGGCCAUGGCUCAGCGCUCACCGGACCUCUCGUUCUCGGACCAAGUGCUCUUGCGUUUCCCGUACGUGAUCUGCGUCGGCUUGUCCCUCGCGCUUUUUACACUCUGGGUCGUCCAUGUCUACUUGCUUCUCGCCGGCCAAACGACGUUGGAUCUGCUACGGAGUGAGCCGCUGCGCAAGACGCUCUCGGUGACGGCGAUGCGCCGAAACGUCGAGCGCGUCUUUGGCUCGCCGUGGUGGCGUGCGAUGGUGUUGCCGACGCUCGCUCCGCGACCGGAGAAGCGCCACCGCAAGCUGAGCAGCGUCCACCACCUCGUUGCAGUGUAGAUCCAAUACGAUAAGAAAAUGCUGUUUGUAGUUGUCCA